This is a messenger RNA of Pseudophryne corroboree (corroboree frog), 2584 nucleotides long. RefSeq names its product CCR4-NOT transcription complex subunit 11 (gene CNOT11). Bases 307 to 1641 code for a protein of 444 amino acids. The transcript has 7 exons. The record is from RefSeq and is a predicted model, not a curated record. NCBI's taxonomy places the organism in Eukaryota, Metazoa, Chordata, Amphibia, Anura, Myobatrachidae. Gene Ontology annotation, cellular component: CCR4-NOT complex.
AAGACCGGAAGUCGCUCAGCCUCUGGCGCGUGUGUCCAAUCAUGAGAGGGGAGCCUGCAACAGCAGGAGCGCGCACGUUGGAACAAUGACAUCAUACGCCAGACAGCUGUAGUGUUAUUGGGGGUGAACUUUAGGGGUUUUUUUUCCCCACCAAAAUCUUUAUUGUUCGGUAGUGGGAAGGACAGCGCCAGGCAGGCUGCACGGAGUCAGCCGCACUCCCAUGUGAGAGGAGACGGGACGGGAGACGAGCAGCAGAGCAGUGAGUGCCGCCACGUUUGGGCCUGCAGCUGCUGCCGCCGCCUCACCAUGAGUCUGUGCGGGAAGGAACUGUCCAACCUGCUGGGCAUCAUGACGGAGGAGGCGUGCAGCAAUACAUUUGAAGGCCUCUCCACCGCCUUCCAUCAUUACUUCACCAAGGCCGACCAUUUCAGGGUGGGCUCGGUGUUGGUGAUGCUCCUGCAGCAGCCGGACCUCCUGCCCAGCUCCCCGCAGCGCCUGACAGCACUCUACCUCCUGUGGGAGAUGUACCGCACCGAGCCGCUCGCUGCCAACCCCUUCGCCGCCAUCUUCGCCCAUCUCCUGAACCCGCCGGCCGUGGAAGAGGCCGAGAGGCUGCUAUCAGGAUUUCUGCCACCGAUUACACCUUCGGAGAAGUUCUUCCUUUCACAGUUGAUGUUGGCACCACCUAGAGAAUUAUUUAAGAAGACACCUAGGCAAAUUGCUGUUAUGGAUGUGACCAAUUUGGCCCAACCAGUGGACAUUAGUGGACUUCAGUUAGCACUUGCAGAACGGCAAUCUGAACUUCCAACACAGAGCAAGGCCAGUUUCCCAAGCAUCCUAAGUGACCCGGAUCCAGACUCUUCCAAUUCUGGGUUUGACAGUUCUGUUGCAUCCCAAAUUACAGAAGCUUUAGUUAGUGGGCCAAAGCCACCCAUUGAAAGCCAUUUUCGUCCGGAGUUCAUUCGCCCCCCUCCACCGCUGCACAUCUGUGAUGAUGAACUUGCUUGGCUAAAUCCUAUUGAACCUGAUCAUGCUGUAAAGUGGGACAGGUCAAUGUGUGUAAAGAACAGUACAGGAGUGGAGAUAAAACGCAUUAUGGCCAAGGCCUUUAAAAGCCCAUUGUCUUCUCCUCAGCAGACGCAGCUCCUUGGAGAGUUGGAGAAAGACCCUAAGCUGGUUUAUCACAUUGGUCUCACCCCGGCAAAGCUUCCGGACCUAGUAGAAAACAAUCCCUUGGUUGCAAUUGAAAUGUUGCUUAAAUUAAUGCAGUCAAGUCAAAUCACAGAAUAUUUUUCUGUUCUGGUUAACAUGGACAUGUCCUUGCAUUCAAUGGAAGUUGUUAAUCGGUUAACUACUGCAGUUGAUCUUCCUCCUGAAUUCAUUCACCUUUAUAUUUCCAAUUGCAUAUCCACGUGUGAGCAAAUUAAGGACAAAUAUAUGCAGAAUCGGUUGGUCAGACUGGUUUGUGUCUUCCUGCAGUCUUUAAUCAGAAAUAAAAUAAUCAAUGUCCAGGACUUGUUUAUAGAGGUGCAGGCCUUCUGCAUAGAGUUCAGCAGAAUACGAGAAGCAGCCGGACUUUUCAGACUCUUGAAGACUUUAGACACUGGAGAAAACCCAACAGAAGCAAAACCUACAAAAUAGAAGACCUUUUACCUAGUCGCAGAACUGCUCCUCCAUGUCCUCUACAUUAGUCACUUUUUUUUUUUUUUUUUUUUUUUUUUUUUAAUCUAUAUAAUGUGCUGAUAAGCAUGCUGGUUAGUGGUUACAUUGCAGUCGGCCCUUUAUGCCAACAUUUACUUUUCUGUAUCAGCAAUAUGUUCUUUCUAAGGUCAGGAUGAAAGAUAACGGACAUUGGUUGUUUCCAUUGAUUUGAAUACCAGCCUGUCGCUGAUGGUCAUUACAGUACUACCUGAUGAGUAGAUGAGGUAUUUGGUUUUUUUAUCAUAAUUUUUACUACACAUCUAUUUUCUGGGUGCUGUAGUUCUUCCCCCCCCCCCCCCCCCCCUUCCCCUUAAAUUUCUACUGUUAAUUUAAUAUAACAGAUAACAACAUAAGUGCUGUCUUUUUGUAAGUGGAUUCUUUAUAAUCUUUUAGUAAACAGGAAAUUCUAAGUCACAACCAUGUCUUUAUUUUUUGUAAAUGUGCAUAACAGAUUUCAGGCAUUCUUGGACUUGUAGUUCAGCAGCAGUAGUGCUACAGGUUGUCUAAACCUAACCCAAACUAUGGCAUACCACAAUCCAUUGUUAUAUUAACAAUGAAUCUUGUGAAAAUAAAGUAUUCACACACAAUGUUUCUAUUGUGAACAUGUGCAGGCUGAAGGUUAGUAAUACAGACAUAAUGUCUGUAAGAAAGUGGCACUGGUUAUACUGGUGGGUAUCGUCUAUAUAUUGUAAAUUGUAAAUAUACUUUAUUUUUCAUUCUUUUAAGCUAUCUGCUUCUGCACAUAUUACUAAAAUAAAUGCUAUAGGGAGAGGUUUGCAAUAUAUUGUAAGUAGUCCACAGUGUGUUUCUAAAGUAUGGUGCUUUGUCAAGUUAAUAUCACUUUGUUUUUAAAAUGUGUUAAGAUUAAAAUAAUCUUACAAAA